AUGGGUUGGAGGAGUGGUGUCCGUGACACCGCAUAUUUGGAAGUGGGUGAGCAACAGCUCACAGAACUGUACUGGGACGUCAUACUCCUGACAGAAAGUCAGUUUCUGAUACCUGGCUUUACAGCGUACUCUAAAUUCCAGGCGUAUGUGGUUCGACAGGUUGGACAUGAUAUCACCAUGUACGAACGAAUGAUAAAGCCCACAGUUCAGCAGCGUGAAACCUCACUCUGGCGCUGUAUUGGCGCUACAUACUCGCUGCUUUUCUUUCCAGACUGGUUCCAAAGGCCAUUUUUCUGCAAAAACGACGCCACAUGUCUUCAGGUGACGAUUCGUGGUGACAUUACCCAGAUCGCGAAGCCGCUGCUCAUGGCCCUGCUGGAGUAUGGCGCUACUCUCCGGCUGGCCUGGUUGAGGCUCUAUGUGCACAGGGAAGCUCCUGGCAUAAAACCGUUGCUUCGAAACCUGAAUUGGCUUGGAGGACGCAUCGUACCAAACGAGAACCGUGCCGUUGUGCUUGAAUCGUGCAGUUGCGAGGAAACGUGGAUGUUCAGCGACGAACAUUACGUGAUCAUUGAGUUUGAGUGCUAG
Molecule: messenger RNA, 588 nt
Organism: Lachancea mirantina
Lineage: Eukaryota; Fungi; Ascomycota; Saccharomycetes; Saccharomycetales; Saccharomycetaceae
Source: the annotation of a GenBank genome assembly